Messenger RNA from Oncorhynchus nerka (sockeye salmon), 7119 nucleotides. Its product is annotated as nectin-2. Bases 311 to 1930 code for a protein of 539 amino acids. The transcript has 7 exons. Lineage: Eukaryota; Metazoa; Chordata; Actinopteri; Salmoniformes; Salmonidae. The record is from RefSeq and is a predicted model, not a curated record.
GGAUAGUCCAUGACAUCACACCCAGUAGCGAUCUCUCCGCAGUGUGGAAAUAGUUGAAGAGCGCACGCAGUUCAAACCACAAAACACAUUUUUAGCUAAGCGAGAAAUAUACAUUUGUGAGUUUCUUGUCAGCAUCGCUUGGACAUGAUUUGUGUUAUUUUUAACAGGCUCUGAAAGACGCGCAGUCCGCGAAGGACGUUUGAAAACGGACUUCUGAUUAGUUCACGAUUAAGUUCAAACCGGAAAAGACACGGAUAGAGGUUGUUUUUAUCAACGAAAUAAGAUUCAUUUAAAUCAGAGCACAGGCAGCAUGGCGAGAGAAGACGCUCGAAAUUGGCAUGAUUUCACAAAAAUGAUCGGACUGUUCAGCGUGGUCACGUUGCUGAUUUUUCAAGGGGCGGUGUCUCAGCGGGUGAAGGUGGAACCGGAAGUGAUGUCCUACCCCAGCCAGGCGGUCAACCUGAGGUGUGCCUUCACAGACGCUGGAGGGAUACAGCUCACACAGGUGUCCUGGAUCUAUGAGCCGAAGGAGGGCGAGCGGCUCAACAUCGCCGUGUACCACCCUAACUUUGGGGCAAGUUACCCCACAUCGCCCCUGAAGGGGCGGGUCCGCUUCACGACGGAGCCCCCCUCCCUCAGCAACCCCUCCAUCCAGAUCUCAGACGUCAAGAUGACUGACGAGGGGAAAUACAUCUGUGAAUACGCCACCUACCCCAGUGGCAACGAACAGGGUGUCACCUCCCUCGUCAUGCUAGCCAAACCCAGGAACUCUGCCUCCGGGGUAACAGUGAUAGCCUCCACUGUCGCCACGGGAGCCCAGCCAGUUGUCGUGGCCCGCUGUGAGUCGGCCGACGGUCGUCCUGCUGCCCAGAUCGCAUGGGUGACAGCUGUCAACGGCAACGCUACCUCCGCCUCUACGGCGGGCGCUGACAACACCGUGACGGUAUCCAGCCAGUACAUGCUGGUUCCCACAGCAGCAGACAACGGCAAAGACAUCAGCUGUUUGGUGUCCCAUCGAACCCAGGCCAAGCCUGAGAGCUUCCUGAUGAACCUGGCCAUCGAAUACCCCCCACAGGUGACCAUCCUGGGCUAUGAUAAUAACUGGUAUGUGGGUCGGACCAACGUGGCUCUGACCUGUCAGGCUACAGCCAACCCCGUCCCUACCACCAUCGCAUGGAAAACUAUGUCCGGUCAGAUGCCAGACACAGUGCAGGUAAAAGAAAAUGUGCUGACCGUGCUAAAGGUGGACGAGCAGAUCAACACAACCUUCGUCUGCGAGGUCAAGAACCGCCUGGGCACCGGCAAGGACCAGGUCACUGUUAUGGUCCGAGAACCCUCUGUGGUCCCCUCCAACGCGGCCGUGGUGGCAGGUGCUGUGAUUGGCUCCCUUCUGGCCCUCCUCCUCGUCGCCGCCCUUAUCGCCGUCCUGGUCACCCGGAGCCGCCGGCAACAGCAGGGUUACCGUGGCAACCCAAACCACAGCUCCUUCGACAUAAAGUCGCGUCUCUUCGGCUCCGGCAAGAAGGGGAGCAAGAACGGGACAGGUGCUGGCGCCGGGGGCAACGGGGUGGGCGGCAACAACAACAGCCCCAUCUACGUCUACAAGGAGGGCUCCGCCCAUGAUGGCCUGACUGACAAGGCCAAUCAACAUGUGCCGCUGCACCUGGGGGGGCAUGGUGAGGGGGGGGUUGCCACGGCGCCCACGGCGCAGGACAUCCUGCUGAGCGGUGAGCUGGACGAGGCAGAGCGAAGGAAGUUUGACCAGCUGGAGGACGACGAGGAGAGUUACGACCACUUUGGAGGGGGCGGGCCCAUCCUGCAACUACGCCCACCACAUGACCAGGACGGAAUCAUGAGCGGUUACCUUGACGACGACAUGGAGUCUCAGCGUGACGGGUCGGUCAUCUCACGGACUGCCGUGUACGUGUAGAGAGAACGGUCAGAGGAAGAGGAGGAGGAGUAAGGGAAAGCAGGAUGGAAGAAGGAAAAGAAUGAACAUGUCCUCCUUCGAGAGGAGUCUGUGGUGUUGGGUUCUCCUCUGUUGGAUCAUUUGAAAUAUAUUAACAACGACCAAACAUGCAGCCCAUAGAGAGAGCAAGAUGAAGUGGCUGAGGGAGGCAAUGUACAGAAACCAGAUGAACUGAAUGAUGUGGCUGAGGGAGGGAAUGUACAGAAACCAGAUGAACUGAAUGAUGUGGCUGAGGGAGGGAAUGUACAGAAACAAGAUGAACUGAAUGAAGUGGCUGAGGGAGGGAAUGUACAGAAACCAGAUGAACUGAAUGAUGUGGCUGAGGGAGGGAAUGUACAGAAACCAGAUGAACUGAAUGAAGUGGCGGAGGGAGGGAAUGUACAGAAACCAGAUGAACUGAAUGAAGUGGCCGAGGGAGGGAAUGUACAGAAACCAGAUGAACUGAAUGAUGUGGCUGAGGGAGGGAAUGUACAGAAACCAGAUGAACUGAAUGAUGUGGCUGAGGGAGGGAAUGUACAGAAACCAGAUGAACUGAAUGAUGUGGCUGAGGGAGGGAAUGUACAGAAACCAGAUGAACUGAAUGAAGUGGCUGAGGGAGGGAAUGUACAGAAACCAGAUGAACUGGCUGAGGGAGGGAAUGUACAGAAACCAGAUGAACUGAAUGAUGUGGCUGAGGGAGGGAAUGUACAGAAACAAGAUGGAGGACUGGUGCGUUGAUAAAACAACUAUUUUUCUCUGGUCCCAAUGUGAAAAGUGGAUCACUUGAUAUCUAUCUACCAAAACAAUGAAAGAAAUCCUGAAACUAUCUUUCUCACAUCGCUGCUCUGUCUGUUGUGUUCCUCAUUUCUUUAGUUUAGGGACCUUGGAGAUUGAAGCCUCCAGAGAGACACAUUGUAGUAGGGACUUGUGGGUAAAAUGGCAUCUCCAUGCAGCCGUUCCCUCGCUAGCUAGAGAAACUCCUCACUAAAAUAUUCACUCUUAUCUCCACUAAAUGCACAGUAGCAAUGUAAGGGGUGUCACGAUGGUAUCUGCUCCCUGCUAUUCUCGUCUCUCUCCUGUGGGACAACGUUUGUUCCGACUACAGUAGCCUUGUUUCUGCUGUAUGUGACAGUACUGGGGAAGGGAACAGGAAGUUUGGCAGGGGAAGUGGUCGAUGUAGUUGUGGUUAAGUAAAAUGUCAAACUCUCUCUAGUGUCUGUAUGUUGCAGUAGGCCGCCUCUUUCUACCUCAUUUUCUCUCUGCUAUUGUGCCACCAACUGGAAGUAUGUGCAGAAUUUAGUUUGGGACAUUCUGAAAUGAUAAACAACUUACUGAAGGAGUGGUAGUCAUCUAGAUGAAGACCGUGCAUGAAAGGGGAAUUGAUAGAGGGAUAGGAGGGAGGGAAACCAUACAGCUGUUCUCUCAUGUCCUGAGAGACGGGGAGAGAGGGAUUAGGAUGAAUUGAUAGAGGGAGAAAAGGGGACGGCUCAAACAGCAGGCUGUUCUCCCUUUCCUCCAUUUGAUCCCUCCCUCCUUGUGGUGUUCCUGACAGGAAGAGUUUGAUUGCUAAUGAGCCUGGAAGUCAAUGCUCAUUUAAGCCCACACACACGCACACAAACCAAAUUACCACCGCUUAGAUGGUAUGACGUGGUCAUUUUCUCUCCCUCCUCGCUCUCCUCUGUUCUCCCUCUCCUCCGUUCUCCUUCUCCUCCCUCCUUACCCUGUCUCUUACCUCUCUCUCCAUCACCUCUCUCCUUCUCUCCCUCACCGUCUCUCUCCUCCACCAGACUUUCUCCAUCACCUCUCUCUACCCUGUGUGUGUGUGUGUGAUUUACACAGGGCUGUGGGGAGGUCAGGGAUACAGGGAGAGCAGAGGGAGUAUUUCAUGCCUCCCUCUCUACGUGUCAAACACCCCACUUACUGUACCCCCUUCCUCCUGCCAGACCUGACUCAGAAAGCCAUGGUGGAGUCAUGCCCUGCUCACUGUACAUCUCGGCUUUCAUAGUUUAAUUAGUAAGGUUUCCUCCUAUCCCAUUGUAUAUGUUGCUCUGUCAAUCUAUACAAUCACAAGGUAUAUAGAAAUCCAAAUACAUGAUGGCAUAUUUACAUCUGUAGCUAAUUAAGAUAUAAAUGAAUUGAUUGAUUCUGUGCAUACACAGGGGGGUGAAUGACCUGUUAUAGGACCUACAUUGACUAGCAGAGGUCUGGGUAUAAUCCUUCAUGAUUCAGACCGGAGCCUGAUAGUUUAGUGACUAAUUUGUCUUUCUAACAAGACAGUCGAGGGCUGUUCAAGCCAAUAUCACCAUGUACAACUAUUAUACAUCACUAGAGGCAAACAGAUGAGCACUGGAAGGCUAUGACCAGCUGUCUUCCUGAAGAGCCUUACUUUCCUACCCUCAAUAGCCCAGAUCUGAAUCAGCCCCUUCACAACUCCUAUUUCAUGACUCCCCUGUGAUUCAUCGUGUUUCCUGGUUAAUCAGUGGGGUUUCCUUGGCCGCCCUGACCUGGUGAGGCACCUGAUUGGCCCAUUAAGCCUGGGUCUGUUUCUGAGUCACGACCAGCCAGAGGUCAUGGGGUCAAACGAUGUGCGUUUUACCGCUGAGGGCGUGGUGGGUGCCUGUGGGUCGCACCUCUAAUAGGGCACUUUAACUUUAACCCAUAGGGUUCACAGAGAAACAUACAUAUUACACACACACUCUGAUGAGAGAGCGACAUGUAUUAGUGUUCCAGGAUGACCUUGACUGUUGUGGUGGAGGUUGACCUUGGUGUGGGGGAGAGAAAGGAACAGAGAGGGGGGAGACUGGGAGGAAGGGAUGGAUACUGACCCACUGUGCGACUCGCCUAACCAUCAGCACUUGAUAACACGAUAGCCUAAGUCUGUCAAUUACAAUAGAUUGAUAGCAUUAUGGCCUCAGGCCAAAACUCUGACUUACAUACACAUUAUAGAUACAGUACACAUGCAGGGAGCAGGGCUCAACAGUCAACAUUUUACUAGCAUAUGCGCCUAAAUAUUUUGCUGUGCGACAUAGAAUUUUUAUUUUGGAUCCCCAGUGUGCUGAGAACCGUUUUGAAUUCUAGCUUCAUUACCUCAAAUAUUUUUCACUGUGCUCCUAAAUUUCUUUGUGUGCGCCUACAUGUUUCAACUUAGCCACACACGUGCUCCUAGAAAGGGUCAGCAUAAAGGCCUGUAGUGAAAUACUUAUCAUGACCACUAAGAAACACGUAUCUCCUAUCUUUGCACUUGUGUGUAACACCAAAACAGGAUAUGCCCACUAGUUAUAUUUGUAUGAAGGUGAUUAAGUGUGUCUUUGGAGAAAUAUUGAUAAUGUCCUUCGGUUUGUAAUGUGAAGGAGGAGGGAGAGAAGGGAGAAAGUUGUAUAUAUUUUUGGGUGUGAGGUAUCUGUAUAGUAUAUAUGUACGGAUCUUUAUUUUUCUUGUCAAACUCCUGUGGAAAAAAUGUGGAUAUUUAUCAGUGUAAAUAACUGCUGUAUAGAGUCAAUGUUGUCGUGUGGAACUCAUUUCCUGGUUUGGCCAAGGUCAAAGUUCAAUCGGAGCCAAUAAUACUGUACUCAAUGUAACUGCUUGAAUAGACAAACCUUCAAUGAAAAGGUGUAGGAUGUAUAAGAUGCACAUCUUCAGCUAUUAAAUACAUGUAAACAUUUUAGUUUUUCAGCCAGGAUGAUGACUGAAAUAACUGGAUUAGACAGGUUCACUAAACUCAAUCAGCAUACUUAAGAUAGCUGCCCCUUCACCCAUAAACACACACACUAUUUAUCAGAUAGAGUAGCUCCCACAGAGUCAGCGCUGUGUGUGGUUUCUGAGUCAGCGCUGUGUGUGGUUUCUGAGUCAGCGCUGUGUGUGGUUUCUGAGUCAGCGCUGUGUGUGGUUUCUGAGUCAGCGCUGUGUGUGGUUUCUGAGUCAGCGCUGUGUGUAGUUUCUGAGUCAGUGCUGUGUGUGUGGCUCAGGGGCUUUGGGACAUCUGUCACUGCCACAGGGUGUGUAACCCUAAUGUAACCUCCAUUUCCUGCCCCCUCUGUCUCUUAGCAUAGGGAGUUAGAGGAGACAUUACUGUACACUGUCCCCUGCAGCCUGAUCUCUCUCACGCUCACACACACACGCACACACAGAAAGAGGGAACUAGUAGGAGAGACACUUCCCGAACGCACACAAACACUCAGUGGUCCCAACUAAGCUCGUGGUCAGAACUCUGUCAGUAUAUUCACAGACCCUUCUGUUCCCCAGAGACUGGGAGAGAGCCACACACACACACACCUCUUGCCCAAUGUCAGGGAUUUGAAGGAGAAUGUGUGCUAAGAACACUUUAUGAGAAACAUCUGUACUGUUGCUCUCUCUCUCUGUGAGUGCUGCGUUUUACCGCUUUCCCAAAAUAAAAUACCCAAUUGGCCAAACUUGACCUCCACAGACUGGUCCCGAAAUAAAAUGCUUCUAGAAAAUCACUAUCCAACUAUGUCUUCAGUCUUUAACAACAUUUAGUUGUUUUUUGAAGUAAAUGUUUUCUGGGAAUCUACUCUUGACCUCCACUUGUACUGGUUGGCACAAAGGUUUUAAAAUAAAAAUGCUUUUAGAGAGUUGACGUAAUGUUCCUGACCUGGAGCUAACACAGUGGUAGGUUGUUAGUAGUUGUUGAUAAUCCACAUCAUUGUCCUCUGGCUCUAAACACUGAUGACUAAUCCAAGCCUUAGCUUCCUUGUCGUCUCGAUCGCUCCCCCCUGACGUGUACAUAGUAUAAAUAUAUAAAUACAGUGUCUAGCGGAAAGAAUGACUAAUUUAUGGUGUCACGUGUUCUAUUUCUCAGCGGCAAGCAUGAAGGAUUUAUUCUGUUCUGUAUCAAUGCUUAGUCCUUAUCUUUUUCUCUCUUUUUGCAGUGCUUUAUAAUUAAUGCUUUUGGAGUGCUUUAUUUCUCCACUGCUUUGCUGUGACUACUACGCCAAAACAGGCUUAAUGUGCUUUUACUGCACAAAAUGGUGCACGGUGCACACUCAACAAUCUUACCACAAAAUGUGCUUUUUAUUCACCAUUCUCUGAACUUGUUUAUUUUAUUUUUUAAAGGAACAUUUUAGAAUGUGUCACUAUUUGUCAUGUCUUUCUAUUUUUUUAUUUUUUUUUGUUGUAUUUGGUUGCAAUUAAAGUUUUCUUGAUUUUUGAAAUGA